This is a messenger RNA of Aureobasidium pullulans EXF-150, 835 nucleotides long. RefSeq lists its product as uncharacterized. NCBI's taxonomy places the organism in Eukaryota, Fungi, Ascomycota, Dothideomycetes, Dothideales, Saccotheciaceae. The coding region runs from base 248 to 685 and encodes 145 amino acids. The record is from RefSeq and is a predicted model, not a curated record. The transcript has a single exon.
GGACUUUCACUAGAGCUUGCUGCGAGAAAUUUAAGCACAACUUGAGCUUUACAUGACUCUUCAGACCACCAAGACUCAAAUUCACUCACGACGCGCAAGAGAAAGCCAUCCAAAAGGUUCUUCCCUCUCGAGAGCAACAUACCUUUGAUUCACAACUAGAAGAUCGUCUCACAGGACUAUCGAUCGACUUCAUCAAAAAUCACGACACUCUCAUCCUUUCAACCGAUCACAUCUACUCGAUCACAUCAUGGGUAAUCGCAACAGCAAACCACAAACCCCACACGAGGCAGCGGCACUUUAUCAAGCACAAGAAGGCCGAUCGAAAUCUCCUGCGAAGGACCAACCGCCUUACGAAACCAUAGAAGAGCCAUGGAAGGUUUUCUGGUCGCGCGGGUUUGGCGUGCCGGGAGUGGUUUACCACCGCGAGAUCUAUCAACCAGACGGAUCCAAAUGGUGUCGAUAUGGUGUCGCCCAAGACGAAAGGCCGCCACGACCGAACAUGAGCUUCACUUGCACCGUCCAGCUUCGCAACAAGUGGAGCAGCACGAUGUUACUCCACAUGAAGUGUGUGAACAUAGGUCAGAAGUUGCUUCUUCACCGACGCAACUAUGGGUGUUCGUGUGAUCUUGAGUACAUCAAGACAGGACGCAGCUCGCAGAAGAACACGAAAAAUUGUGCGAGGUGAGAAGUUACUGGAUAAACUGGUGCAUGGAGUCGCAUGACAAGAAAUGUGCUUGCGAAGCAUUCAGAUUUGGGGUGGAUGAUGGGUCUGCUGAAAAAUUACAUCGCCCUAGGUUUGCUGCAUGGCUCGACCCAUGAUACAGCGGCACUCAAA